Miscanthus lutarioriparius is the source of this 1485-nucleotide messenger RNA. Lineage: Eukaryota; Viridiplantae; Streptophyta; Magnoliopsida; Poales; Poaceae. The record is from the annotation of a GenBank genome assembly.
AUGAAAGACAGCGACGGCGAGGGCGGCGCCGGCGGUGGCGUCGCCCGCUCGCACCCGUCCAACCUCCCACUGCCUGCUCCACAGUCCGACCCGAACCUCCAGUUCUCGGGCGGGACGGACGAUGAGUCGUCGAACCGGAACAGCAGCUCCUCUGCCACCGGCGGCGCGAGCCCCGGGUACUACUCCGACUACCCGUCCAGCUUCAGCGGCGAGUGCUCACCGUACAACAUGUCCCCCUGGAACCAGACCAUGGCGUCCCCCUGGUCGCACCACAGCGAGGCGUCCGCCGCCGGGCUCGGAGGAGCCCCGCCCACGAUGGCGCCCGGGACGAGCCUGAUCAGCUCGCUGGUGAGGGAGGAAGGCCACAUCUACUCGCUCGCCGCCAAGGGCGACACGCUCUACACCGGCUCGGACAGCAAGAACAUCCGCGUGUGGCGCAAGCAGAAGGACUCCGGAGGGUUCAAGUCCUCGAGCGGCCUCGUGAAGGCGAUCGUCAUCUCCGGUGAGCGCAUCUUCACGGGCCACCAGGACGGCAAGAUCAGGGUGUGGAAGGUGUCGCCCAAGAACGGCAUGCACAAGCGCGUGGGCAGCCUGCCCCGGCUGCGCGACUUCCUGCGCGGCUCGCUGAACCCGUCCAACUACGUGGAGGUGCGCAAGAACCGGUCGGCGCUGUGGAUCCGGCACAGCGACGCCGUGUCGUGCCUGAGCCCGACGGACACGGCGCAGGGCUUCCUCUACUCCGGGUCCUGGGACCGCACCUUCAAGGUGUGGCGCAUCAGCGACUCCAAGUGCCUCGAGUCGGUGGUGGCGCACGACGACAACGUGAACUCCAUCGUGGCGGCGUUCGACGGGCUGGUGUUCACGGGCUCGGCGGACGGCACCGUCAAGGUGUGGCGGCGCGAGCAGCAGGGGAAGGGCACCAAGCACACGGCCGUGCAGACGCUGCUGAAGCAGGAGCACGCGGUGAACGCGCUCGCCGUGAGCGCCGUCGCGCCCGUGCUCUACUGCGGCUCCUCCGACGGGCUGGUCAACUUCUGGGAGGGCGAGCGCCACCUCGUCCACGGCGGCGUGCUGCGCGGGCACAAGAAGGCCGUGUUCUGCCUCGCCGCCGCCGGCGCGCUCCUGCUCAGCGGCUCCGCCGACAACACCAUCUUCGUGUGGCGGCGCGACGGCGGGGUGCACGCGUGCCUCUCGGUCCUCACGGGCCACACCGAGCCCAUCAGGUGCAUCGCCGUCGUCGAGGACAACGGCGAGAACGGCAGCGAAUCCAACGCUGGCGGCGCCUCCGCCGCCGGAGGGGGGUCGUCAGCGGCGUCACGGUGGAUAGUGUACACCGGCAGCCUCGACAAGUCGAUCAAGGUGUGGCGCGUGACCGACGAGGCGCCGGACCCGCUGCUCCUCGGCGCCGGCGACGCGCCCCAGAUAUUCGAUCGGUAUCCCGGCGACGCCUUCGGGGCCAGCGCCUCCACGACGUCGUUCCGCUGA